AUGGCGGAGCCAGAGGACCAGGCCGACCGGUCACAGCCGGAAAACGAACAGUCUUCUGCCGAGGAGGACUCGGAGCGGCAGUACACUGAAGGCCAUGAGAUAUCACCACAGCUGGAAAACAAUGGCCAAGAAAUUGAUGAGAGCAGAGACCCCACCAGAAGUCCCGAAGAGGACAUUACAACUGAAGGCGGGGGCGGAUCUGAAGGGGGAAUGGAUGCUGAGAAAGGCACCAGCACGGAUGGGGAAGCCACCUCUGAAGGAGAAGUGGAGUCCAAUGGAGAGAUUCCCCCAGAAACAGAAGUGGAAUUCAUUGGAGAGACCUCCCCAGGAACAGACAUGGAACCCACUGGAGAGACCGCCCCAGGAACAGAUGUGGAACCCACUGGAGAGAGAAUACAGGAAAUAGAAGUUGAGUCCAUCGAAGAGGCUACCCCAGGGAUGGACGUGGAACCCGUUGGAAAGACCAUGACAGAACUCAAAGUUGAAUCCAUCGAAGAGGAAACCUCAGAAACAGACGUGGACUCCAUUAGGAAGGCCCUCCGAGGAAUAGACUUGGACCACAUCGAAGUUGCCACUCCGCCAAAAAAGGCUAAACACGUUAGAAAGGUCAGACCCCAAGCGAAAGUUGGAUUCACUGGAAGAGCUGCCCCAGAAGGAGAAUUACACGUUUCUGACCAAGAGAAAGCAGAAGCCCACCUCUACGAGUCGGACGAGCUCUCUGAGAUAGUCAGCUCUCCCGAGGUCUCCUACUCUGACGUCAGUCCCUGGGAGAUGGGUGGAGAGGAGACAAACGCCUCAGCCACAUCAACCGACACAUCCCAGCAAGGCAUAUACGAGCCCAUAGAGCCCUUAGAGCCCCCAGAGCCCUCAGAGUCCCCAGAGCCUGCGCAGCCCCCAGAGCCCGCACAGCCCCAAGAGGGCAGCACGGAGAGAGCCCCAGCACGUCCCUAUCACAGAGACUUCCCUAUGGGGGCACGACAUCGAUUCAGACUGAGCAUCGUGGGAAGUCUGACUCCCUCGGACACUGAUGAUCUUCCCCUGGAAAUCGAUGAAGCGCCUCAGCAAGAGUCAGUGCAGUCAUCUCCCAGAGCCCUUGAAGAAACCCGGAUACAGUUCCUAGACCAGGUCCAGACCCUCAGCCCUGAGUCCCUGGUCGAUAGAGCAACGUCUGAAGGGAGCAAUGAAGCAGAGGAGGAAGGCUCCCAGCUGAUGGUGCUGGACCCAGACCACCCCCUGAUGACCAGAUUCCAGGAGGCUCUGAAGAGCUACCUCAACCGGCAGAUGGACAAACUGAAGCUGGACAUCCAAGAGCUGGCUGUGGCCACCAAGCAAACCCAAAACCAGAGGCAGGAGCUGGGCGUGAACCUCUACGGGGUCCAGCAGCACCUGGCCCGCCUGCAGAUGCAGCUGGAGAAGAGCCAUGACCGGCACUCUCUGGCGGCCUGCGAGAGGAGGAGGAUGGAGGAGGAGCUGCAGUGUGCCCGCGCCCUCUACAACAAGACCUCCCAUACCGCCAAUGAGGAGCGAAAGAAGUUGGCCGCCCUGCAGACGGAGAUGGAGAGCCUGGCCCUGCACCUCUUCUACAUGCAGAACAUAGAGCAGGACGUGUGCGAUGACAUCCAAGUCAUGAAGCAGGUGGUGAAGAAGACCGAGACAGAGAAGAUGCGCGCGGAGAUAGAGAAGAAAAAGCAGGACCUGUUUGUGAACCAGCUCACCGAAAGGUCACACCAGCUAGAAGAAAACAUCGCCCUGUUUGAGGCUCAAUACUUGUCCCAAGCUGAGGACACACGGGUCCUCAGGAAAGCAGUGACUGAGGCCAUCGCAGAGAUCGACACCAUCGCCAUAGAGAAGAAGCGCAUCCUACAGCAGUGGACCACCAGCCUCGUGGGCAUGAAGCACCGUAACGAGGCUUACAAGACAGUGAUGGAUGCGCUCAGGGAGUGUCAGCAUCAGGAGAAGUCCACAGACGGUGAGAUCGAAGUCUGCAAGAAGUCCAUCAUGCAGGAGGAGGAGAAGAAUGAGAAGCUGGCCCGUCUCCUGAACCGCGCGGAGACAGAAGCCACACUGGUGCAGAAGAUGAUCGCCCAGUGCUUAAGCAAGCAAGAGGCUCUGCAGACGGAGUUUAACACGUACCAGCUCGCCCUGCAGGACACGGAGAUGAUGCUGAACAAGGGCUGUGUGGAACACUCGGCAGUCUUGAGCGAGCUCCAGGCCACCCGCCAGGCUUUCCACCAGGAGCAGGAGCUACGGCAAAAGAUGGACGCGUCCAUCCUGGACAAGCUGCAGGAACACGGGACCUCCAGCAAGAUGACCAAGUACUUUCAUCAGCUCCUUCGGAAGAUGCAAAAGGAAAACACCAACCUGGUAACACAUCUUUCAAAAAUUGACGGCGAUAUCGCCCAGGCCACCCUGGACAUCACCAACACCAACUGCAAAAUAGACAUGCAUAAGAAGACGCUGGCAGAGCUAGACAAGGAGGUAAAGAGGUUCAACGAGCUCAUCACCAACAGUGAGAGCGAGAUCGUCCGGCGCACCAUCCUCAUCGAGAGGAAGCAGAGCCUCAUCAACUUCUUCAACAAGCAGCUGGAGCAGAUGGUGUCUGAGCUGGGGGGGGAAGAAGCUGGGCCCCUGGAACUGGAGAUCAAAAGGCUGUCGAAGCUGACAGAAGAGUACAACACGGGAGUGGCUGAGGCGCAGAUGACCUGGUUGCGUCUGCAGCAGGAACUGGUCCAGGUCACACAUGAGCGGGAGGAGCAGCUGGUGUCCGUGGACCAACUGAAGAAGGAGGUGCACAUCAUGGAGCAAAAGAAGCUUCGCAUAGAGAGCAAGAUUGAGCAUGAGAAGAAGGAGCAAAAGAUAGUGAGCCGCCACAUGAGGGACCUGGACAACGACCUGAGCAAGCUCAACAUGCUGCUGGACAAGAACCGAUGCAGUUCAGAACUGCUGGAGCAGAACAAUGUAGCAGCUGAGAAAGAGUUUCUGCGAGUGCUGAAGGACUUGGAAAGAGAGACCAUUCAAAUGCAGGAAAAGCUGAUGGAACUCUCUGAGGAAAAGGCCACCCUCCUCAACAGCCUCGUGGAGACCGAGCAUCAAAUCAUGCUGUGGGAGAAGAAAAUCCAACUGGCCAAGGAGAUGCGCAACUCGGUGGAUUCCGAGACCGGGCAGACAGAGAUCCGUGCCAUGAAGGCGGAGAUCCACAGGAUGAAGGUUAAGCAUGGGCAGCUACUGAAGCAGCAAGAGAAGAUGAUCCGUGACAUGGAGCUGACUGUGGCCCGCAGGGAGACCAUCGUCACCCAGGCUGAAGGGCAGAGCAAGAUAGACAAGAAGGUGGUCACCAAGACAGAGUUCCACUACCAGCAGAGCGAGCUGCGGAAGAAAGUCAAGGAGAUUCACAAGGCCACAGAUGAAUGCGCCAACACCAUCUCAGAACUGGAAGAAACUCAAAAGCUCCUAAGCAGCUCCCUCCAGGAGAAGCAGCAAUUGCUGUCAGAAACACAGGCUGCCACAGAUGUUCUUGAAGAGGAGAUCAGCCAGCUCACAGCUCUCAAACGGCAGAACCUUUUGGAGAUCGUGACCCUGCAGACCCGUGCCAAGCACCUGCAGGCCGCCAUUGACGGGAAAUACGUGUUCCUGCACCGCAAUAGCAAGUCCCAGCUGAUGGAGCGUAAGCGCCUGAGCGUCCAGCUGUCCCGGCUCAACGCUGUCCUCUCCAGCGUGCAGGAAGAUUACCCCCAGUACCACGAGGUGCUGCAGAAAAUUCAACAGAAGAUCGCCACCAAGCUGGAGACCCCAGAGCCCUCCUAG
Messenger RNA from Mus pahari (shrew mouse), 3804 nucleotides. RefSeq names its product coiled-coil domain containing 40 (gene Ccdc40). Gene Ontology annotation, cellular component: cilium; cytoplasm. Gene Ontology annotation, biological process: epithelial cilium movement involved in determination of left/right asymmetry; axoneme assembly; heart looping. The record is from RefSeq and is a predicted model, not a curated record. Bases 1 to 3804 code for a protein of 1267 amino acids. NCBI's taxonomy places the organism in Eukaryota, Metazoa, Chordata, Mammalia, Rodentia, Muridae. The transcript is spliced from 21 exons.